GAGGCCCCGCCCCUUUUGCGUCACGUGCCGCUCCCCGCGCCGCCCCGCGGUGCAUUGUGGGAUCGCAAAGAUGGCGGCGCUCAGCGCGGGCCGGGCGGCGGCGGCGGGCCUCCUGCGUGCCCAGAGCCUCGGGGCAUGGCGGGGGCUGGGCACCUCGGCCACCCUCCUGCAGCAAGCCCAGGCCAAGUCCCACAGGGCUGAGGGGACAUUCCAGGUGACAAUGCUGCCGGGGGAUGGCGUGGGCCCGGAGCUGAUGCACGCUGUCAAGGAGGUCUUCAAGGCUGGCAAUGUCCCCGUGAUCUUCGACGAGCACCACCUGAGCGAGGUGCAGAACACGGCGUCCGAGGAGAAGCUGGACCGGGUGGUGGACUCCAUGAAGGAGAGCAAGGUGGCCCUCAUUGGGAAGAUCCACACGCCCAUGGAGUACAAGGGAGACCUGGCGUCCUAUGACAUGAGGCUCAGGAGGAAGCUGGACCUGUUUGCCAACGUGGUGCACGUGAAGAGCCUCCCGGGAUACCAGACCCGGCACAACAACCUGGACCUGGUGAUCAUCCGGGAGCAGACCGAGGGCGAGUACAGCUCCCUGGAGCACGAGAGUGCCAAGGGCGUGAUCGAGUGCCUCAAGAUCAUCACCAGGGCCAAGUCCCAGCGCAUCGCCAAGUUCGCCUUCGACUACGCCACCAAGAAGGGCCGGGCCAAGGAUAAGGAGGUGGCUGAGCUGUACCCCAAGAUCAAAUUCGACACCAUGAUCAUCGACAACUGCUGCAUGCAGCUGGUGCAGAACCCCUACCAGUUCGACGUCCUGGUGAUGCCCAACCUCUACGGGAACAUCGUGGACAACCUGGCCGCGGGGCUGGUGGGCGGCGCCGGCGUCGUGCCCGGCGAGAGCUACAGCGCCGAGUACGCCGUGUUCGAGCUGGGAGCCCGGCACCCCUUCGCCCAGGCCGUGGGCAGGAACAUCGCCAACCCCACGGCCAUGCUGCUCUCGGCCUCCAACAUGCUGCGGCACCUCAACCUGGAAUACCACUCCAACAUGGUCUCGGACGCGGUGAAGAAGGUGAUCAAAGGUGGAAAAGUGCGCACGGCGGACAUGGGGGGCUACUCCACCUCCAUGGAUUUCACCCAGGCUGUGAUAGAUGCCCUGGAGGUGCAGUGACCUCACCCCUGCCCCUGGCGACUCCAAUAAAGUGGCCUUAGGUGUGA
This is a messenger RNA of Pyrgilauda ruficollis (rufous-necked snowfinch), 1203 nucleotides long. It is a transcript of the gene IDH3B, whose product is annotated as isocitrate dehydrogenase (NAD(+)) 3 non-catalytic subunit beta. Lineage: Eukaryota; Metazoa; Chordata; Aves; Passeriformes; Passeridae. Gene Ontology annotation, cellular component: mitochondrion. The record is from RefSeq and is a predicted model, not a curated record. Gene Ontology annotation, biological process: tricarboxylic acid cycle; isocitrate metabolic process. Gene Ontology annotation, molecular function: NAD binding; magnesium ion binding; oxidoreductase activity, acting on the CH-OH group of donors, NAD or NADP as acceptor.